AACACUCAAAAGAGAUUCUCACGAUCGAGCAAGAGAGAGAUGGAUGGUCGAUUACCUGACAAAGGCAUUCUCAAGAGCGAGGCUCUAAAACAGUACAUCAUGGAAACAACAGCGUAUCCAAGAGAACACGAAUUGCUUAAAGAACUUCGAGAAGCUACAAUCCAGAGAUAUGGAAAUUUAAGCGAGAUGGGAGUUCCGGUUGAUGAAAGUCUAUUUUUAUCGAUGCUUGUAAAGAUCAUCAACGCGAAAAACACUAUCGAGAUCGGUGUGUUCACCGGUUACUCACUUUUCACCGUAGCUCUUGCUUUGCCUGAAGAUGGCCGUAUUACUGCGAUAGACAUUGAUCAAGCAGGUUACAAUUUGGGACUAGAGUUUAUGAAGAAAGCAGGUGUUGAUCACAAGAUCAAUUUCAUUCAAUCUGAUGCUGUUAGAGGCUUAGACCAAUUAUUGAACGGGGAGAAACAAGAGUAUGAUUUUGCAUUUGUGGAUGCUGACAAGACGAACUACGUUUACUUCCUUGAGAAGCUCCUUAAGUUAGUGAAGGUUGGAGGAAUCAUUGCCUUCGACAACACUUUAUGGUUUGGUACUCUAAUUCAGAAGGAAAACGAAGUUCCAGGCCAUAUGAGAGCUUAUAGAGAGGCACUUUUAGAGUUCAAUAAGAUAUUGGCUCGGGAUCCUCGAGUCGAAAUCGCUCAAAUAUCCAUCGGAGAUGGUCUCACGCUAUGUAGACGUCUUAUAUGAUAAACCUAUAGUAAAUAAUGUUAUAUGCUUCAAUAAUAACUUUGGCCUUUGUUUGUAAUGUUAUAUGCUACUAUAAUGACUCUUCAUCUUCCUAAUAAAACUCCUCUUUCAAUUUCAA
This is a messenger RNA of Arabidopsis thaliana (thale cress), 859 nucleotides long. RefSeq names its product S-adenosyl-L-methionine-dependent methyltransferases superfamily protein (gene TSM1). The record is from RefSeq and is marked reviewed. NCBI's taxonomy places the organism in Eukaryota, Viridiplantae, Streptophyta, Magnoliopsida, Brassicales, Brassicaceae. The transcript is spliced from 5 exons. Bases 40 to 741 code for a protein of 233 amino acids. Gene Ontology annotation, biological process: phenylpropanoid biosynthetic process. Gene Ontology annotation, molecular function: O-methyltransferase activity.